This is a messenger RNA of Saccharomyces cerevisiae S288C, 1305 nucleotides long. RefSeq names its product ribonuclease T2 (gene RNY1). Gene Ontology annotation, molecular function: ribonuclease T2 activity; RNA binding. NCBI's taxonomy places the organism in Eukaryota, Fungi, Ascomycota, Saccharomycetes, Saccharomycetales, Saccharomycetaceae. The transcript has a single exon. Gene Ontology annotation, cellular component: vacuolar lumen; cytoplasm. The coding region runs from base 1 to 1305 and encodes 434 amino acids. The record is from RefSeq and is marked reviewed.
AUGUUACUGAAAAACUUACACAGUCUCUUACAACUACCAAUUUUUUCGAAUGGAGCAGAUAAGGGUAUAGAACCAAACUGCCCUAUAAACAUUCCAUUAUCAUGUUCCAAUAAAACUGAUAUAGACAACUCGUGUUGUUUUGAAUAUCCAGGUGGAAUAUUUUUACAAACCCAAUUCUGGAAUUACUUUCCAAGCAAAAACGAUUUAAAUGAAACUGAAUUAGUGAAGGAGUUAGGGCCUCUAGAUUCAUUUACAAUUCACGGAUUAUGGCCAGAUAAUUGUCAUGGUGGCUACCAACAAUUCUGUAAUAGGUCCUUACAAAUUGACGAUGUUUACUACUUAUUGCAUGACAAGAAAUUUAAUAAUAAUGAUACAUCCCUGCAAAUAUCGGGCGAAAAGCUGCUUGAAUACCUAGACUUAUAUUGGAAGAGUAAUAACGGGAAUCAUGAGUCCUUAUGGAUACACGAGUUUAAUAAACAUGGCACGUGCAUUAGCACAAUUAGACCAGAGUGCUAUACUGAGUGGGGUGCUAAUAGUGUUGACAGAAAAAGAGCGGUCUAUGAUUAUUUUAGAAUAACUUAUAAUCUAUUCAAGAAAUUGGACACAUUUUCAACACUAGAAAAAAAUAAUAUUGUCCCAAGUGUGGACAAUUCCUAUUCUUUGGAGCAGAUAGAGGCAGCACUAAGUAAAGAGUUUGAAGGAAAAAAAGUCUUCAUAGGCUGUGAUAGACAUAAUUCCUUAAACGAAGUAUGGUAUUAUAACCACUUGAAGGGUUCCCUUUUGAGCGAAAUGUUUGUGCCCAUGGACUCACUUGCCAUUCGAACAAAUUGUAAAAAAGAUGGUAUUAAGUUUUUUCCAAAAGGUUAUGUCCCAACUUUCAGGAGGAGACCUAAUAAGGGAGCAAGAUACAGAGGAGUCGUUCGUCUAUCAAAUAUUAAUAAUGGAGAUCAGAUGCAAGGCUUUCUAAUCAAGAAUGGACACUGGAUGAGUCAAGGUACACCAGCGAAUUACGAGUUGAUUAAAUCUCCCUAUGGGAAUUACUACUUGAGAACUAACCAAGGGUUUUGUGACAUUAUUUCGUCUUCAUCUAAUGAAUUGGUCUGCAAAUUCAGGAACAUUAAGGAUGCAGGUCAAUUCGAUUUUGAUCCAACGAAAGGAGGAGACGGAUAUAUUGGUUAUUCUGGUAACUACAACUGGGGCGGUGACACCUAUCCAAGGAGAAGGAAUCAAAGCCCCAUUUUCUCUGUAGACGAUGAACAAAAUUCCAAGAAAUAUAAGUUUAAAUUAAAAUUCAUCAAAAAUUAA